This is a messenger RNA of Xiphophorus maculatus (southern platyfish), 5342 nucleotides long. It is a transcript of the gene bin1a, whose product is annotated as myc box-dependent-interacting protein 1-like. Gene Ontology annotation, molecular function: phospholipid binding; tau protein binding. NCBI's taxonomy places the organism in Eukaryota, Metazoa, Chordata, Actinopteri, Cyprinodontiformes, Poeciliidae. The record is from RefSeq and is a predicted model, not a curated record. The coding region runs from base 230 to 2158 and encodes 642 amino acids. The transcript is spliced from 20 exons. Gene Ontology annotation, cellular component: plasma membrane; cytoplasm; synaptic vesicle.
CGCGCGCACACGUACAACAGCCCAACACUACAGAGAACAGGCUACAAUCACGCUUUGCCCACAGACAUCAUCAUUAUUAUAUAGAAGAAAAAAAAAACAUCUCUAAUUUGCAUUUGUCAUCGUCUUUUUCCUAUUUGGACAUUGAUGCAUUUGCCUCAGCGGUCGCCGUAGCGGUCCAAACGAUCAAUUUCCUUCCCUCCUGCAUCCAAAGACUGAUCUGCACUGCAAGAUGGCUGAGCUGAAUUUGGGGAAGGGGCUGACAGCUGGGAAAGUGGCCAGCAACGUUCAGAAAAAGCUCACCAGAGCCCAGGAAAAGGUUCUACAGAAGCUUGGCAAAGCAGAUGAGACCAAAGACGCUGCUUUUGAGGAGUGGGUCAUCAACUUCAACAAACAAUAUACUGAAGGCAGCAAACUCCAGAGGGACCUAAGAGCAUACCUUGAGGCAGUUAGAGCUAUGCACGAGUCCUCCAAGAAUCUACAGGCAUGUCUAGGUGACAUGUAUGAGCCAGACUGGUAUGGCAAGAAUGAAGUGGAUUCUGUUCUGGAGGACUGUGAUGUGCUUUGGACUGAUUACCAUCAGAAGUUGGUUGAUCACGCUCUGAUCUCCAUGGAUACCUACCUGGGUCAGUUCCCUGAUAUUAAGGCUCGCAUUGCAAAGAGAGACAGGAAGCUGGUGGAUUACGACAGUGCCAGACAUAACUAUGCUGCUACGCAUAAGACUAAGAAAAAAGACGGAGGCAUUAAAAUUACAAAGCCGUCCACCUUGUUGGAAAGAGCCACUCCAGGCUGGGCUCAGGGUAUCUUGUCUGCACACAACCUUGCUCAGACCAGUCUCUCAAAGAGUCAGGCUGAGGAAGAGUUGGAGAGAGCCCAGAAGGUGUUUGAGGAGAUUAAUCUUGAUUUGCAAGAAGAGUUACCUUCACUCUGGAACAGUCGUGUUGGAUUUUAUGUCAGCACCUUCCAGAGUUUGGCGGGCUUUGAGGAGAAGUUUCAUAAGGAAAUCAGUCGGUUGGAUCAGGAUUUGUAUGAUGUGUUGGAGAAAUUGGAGAAUAGCGACACAACCAGAGCGACUAGUGACCUUGGCACAGCAUCGUCAGGACCAAGCAGGAGUGAUAGAGAGGACUCUAACCACACUCUCAGACCAGGAGGACCACCUCCAAUCCCCAAAUCCCCAUCCAAGUUAAGACCAGCAGUGCCUCCACCACCUAAGGUAACCCCAUCUAAGGAACUAAAAACUGAGAACAUCAUCAGCCUGUUUGAUGCUGCAGCAACUCCUGAUAUCAAUGUCACCUCUCCUACAGAGUUUGACAGUCCUGCAGUCAACAACCUGUUGGAUAUGGACCUGGAGUCUUUCAGUGAAGCAGCCAAAGUCUCCACAGUCUCUCAGCCAGCUAACUGGGACUCAUGGCCGGAGGAUGCUGAGGCACAGGAAGAAGAAACUCAGAAGCACUAUGACCCUGUUGCUGCUGCUACAGAGGCCUGGGGUGAUGAUGGUACACAACCCAUCCGCUAUGAUCCCAUAGCAGCAGCCUCAGAGGGCUGGGGUGAUGAUGGGACCAAACCUGUUCGCUACGACUCUGUGACUGCAUCGCAGGAGGGAUGGGAGGAUGAUGGGAGCCAGGCGGCUCACUACGAUACAGUACAAGAAGCCCAGGAGGAAUGGGGUGACGAUGUAGAGCAGCCUGUCAAAGAGGAGCCAGCUGCAGCUGAAACACCUGCUGAUGUGGCUCUGCCUGAUGUGGUUGAAGAGGACAACACUCCAGCUGCUCCCGAGCUGGAUGAAAAAGAGGGUCAGGGAGAUUCUUCAGCAUCAGCUGCUGAACCUGAACCAGAAGAAGCAGCAACAGAGGAGACUCCGGAGACUCCGCAGACUCCGCAGACUCCGACCACAGCAGCAGAAUCAACACAAGAUUCAUCAGAGACUACAGACAUGCCUCCUGGCUUCUUAUUCAAGGUCCAGGUGAUGCAUGAUUAUGCUGCCAAUGACACAGAUGAACUGGAGAUGAAGGCUGGUGAUGUGGUUCUAGUAGUCACCUUUGACAAUCCAGAUGAACAGGAUGACGGCUGGCUGAUGGGACUGAAGCAGGACGAUUGGCAGCAGAACAAAGAAAAUGCCACUAAAGGAGUAUUUCCUGAAAACUUCACACAGAGGCUGUGAAAGAAGGGCCACGUUCCUUUGUUGAUACUCUGUUCCUCUUGCCUAUUUAUGUCCUUCUCCUCUCUUCCCCCUCAAUACUGUAUCCUAACAAGGACUUUGGCCAUAUAAACAGAGCUGUGAUAGCCCUGGAUGAAGUCAUGCAUUUCUAAGAUCUGCUACACUGCGGAUCUUUUUAUUUAUGUUUCAUUUCUGUUUUUUCAUGAUGUAUCCAUUCCAUGGGGCUUUUUGCCAUCACACUACUCAGUAUUUGAGGAGUCCUGCUCAUUCAGGAUCAGGUGUACUGAUAGUAACAUAUUCAGUGGCUACAACUGAAAUCAAUUUCUGAUGACUCAAUCUUUGUCAUGUCGCAUCAACUGAAAUUUAAGAUUUGUUAUUUUUGUGGCAGAUUGAGAACCGUGUUAAAUAUGUAAGAUGUUGCCAGAUGUACUAGAAAACUUGAAAAAACAUAUUGUUGUAAAAAGUAAGUACAUCCUCUUUCAACUAUAAGGUUUACUUGAGAAGGACAGUGCAAUACGUCCUGUUUUAGUUUAAUAGGCAUGAACCAGUUAUCAGUGUCAAGAUGUAUAGAGGUUUUAAAAAAGUGGAGUUUAAAAAACGGAAAAAUGUUUAGCUUUACCACUCAUAGGUUUAAAAUUAUUUUACUAAGAUGCAGAGGAAAGUAUGAAAUGCUGUGCUGACCGUCCCCCAUGUGGUACCACACACUGCCAGACAGCUGGCUGAAAGAAGGCUCUUAUCCUGCUUCCCCUCUUACAAGAUGGUGAAAUUUGAUUGUUUGUAGGUAUUUUCAGGCAUGAAAAACACAGACAGUGUAGUGUACUCUUAACAAAAAACUUUUCCGCAACUAAGCUUGCGAGAUUAGAUCGACAUAAUUUUCCUAUGCAGUAAGAUUACAAAGCCUCUCCUGAAUUUUGAGGCUGUUUAUUUUGGACUGUUUCUCGUAUAUAAAAUUCAAUUAUCAAUAUGUAAAUGUACAGUAACAUUGUUAUACCUAUAAUAAAUCAAUGCAUUUUAUUGAUUUAACAGCAGUACAAACGUGUUUCUGUUCUAGUCUGAACAAAGCCAAUUACAUCAUGUUAAAUAUUUUCAUUUGAUACAUUUUUAGGCAAGCAUGGCGAAACCGUGGUAGUUCCAAUUCAUACUUGCUCAAUUCCCUAAGACCUGGACAUAACCUCAUUUUUGGGGGGGGAUUAAGUUCUGGUAUAUAAAUGUGUUGAAGUGAAAGAGGGUGUACUUUCAUUUUACAUGUGUCUAUAAUAUAAAACAAGACCUAAAUGUUGUUUUACAAAGAUAAAAAGGGGCAAAAGUGCUAUUCUCUAGCUGACCAAAUGGGCAAAAAUCUUCACUCCUUAGUCUAGUCACAAAAGAAUAAAAUGAGUACCAUUCCAGAAAAUGCAAUUUUAUUUAAUCAAAACUAAAAAAUAAAUAAAUAAAAAAAUAGAAAGGAAAACUUAAUAAUACUCCCGUCUGAUCAGUCAAGAUGCUUAUCUCAUUGCUGGUGGAGUUAAUUUGAUCGAUGAUUAAACUCCUCACACAUUGCCUUCAGGAUAUGUCCAGCAAUUCCUAUAUUCUUACUUUCAUUGUUUACUUGUGGAAAAGGGGCCCUUGGUUGUUGUUGUGUUAGUAUCGAGUCUCUGGUGGCAUAAGUACGAUCCUGUUGUAAAAUCAAAUCAGAUAGUGACAAAUGUAGAAAGCAGCAAAUUCAGACAGACAAUGGGACUCCAACAUCAACAAAUCCCCCAGAAGCUAAAAAAUAGAAAUCUCUAUAAUAUAUUUUGAAAUAGUUUGAAGUUGUGUGAUAUGAUCUUGUUUCUACAUGAUUCCAGAUAUGCAUUGCUCAGGCUGGCCAUAAAGCUAGCCAGCAUCACAGAGAAGCUGCUGCUGGUAGUAUAAUAGAUGACACACUAAUUAUAGUCCAAUAUAUAACAACUGAGCCAGCCGAACUCAUAAAAAAAAUGUGCCGAAAACAGUUUCCUCUGUUUGCAUAGAGACUUCUAAACACCAAUGCAGAUGUUUAAGAUUAUGCACCAGAGCAACUUCUUUUAUUUUUAUACGCUGCCGAGCAAUGAUUACAUAUAGUCUAGUGUAACUAUGUUGACGUAAUUGCCAACUGAGGAUGAUCUGGAGUAUUUUGUACUUAUCUGGGGUUCACUGCUCUCUGUGUAGAUUCAUAGAUAUGUAGUACUAACCCAGUUGUUCAUUCAGUCUCUAACUUAAAAGUCUCAAAUCUCAUUAGGUUAUUAGUGUGUAAUAGGCACGAGAGAGAAUGUGAGUGAGUAUGUGCAGUGUUUGAGGAAUGCAAAUGUUUAUCUGUAGGAAAAUAUUAUUAACCACCACCACCACUUACAGAGGAAUACAGUCAACCGCAUCAGUGGGAAGGUUUUAUGAUGUUACAGAGGGAAACAUAUGUUUCUUUUUCCACUGGCUGAUAUUAUGGUUCCAGGUAUUAUAGUGCAUUUGUUGUGUAUCAGUGUAAUUUUUUCCAAGCUGUGAUGACAGAUACAUAUUCUAAGAAAACAUUCAUAUCUGUAUGUGAGUAACUGUGAGCAUGCUGACUUUCCACGUGUUGUUGUGUGAACACCCUUAAUUUAAGGCGGUGAUACUUGGGUCACUUUUGAGGCAGUUGCAACAAGCUAUUUUUUUCUUUCUAUAUUUUUUAUUACUUUUUUUAUGGCUACUCUUGGUAAGAGAGAUGGUGUGGGCAUUACAUGGUUUCCUUUUUCAACAUUUUCUCAUAAAUUUAUCCUGUUUUUUUUUUUGUUUGUUUGUUUUCCAUCUGCCGUGCCUCAAAAUGUUUCUAGGUAUCGUGGUCCAAAGCAGAGUUAAUUAGAAGGGAGGCAGGACUCAUAGAGAUAAAGUUAAUACAACCAGACUCAGGUGCACAGAUUUUUUUAAAUGCUUUUCAGUAUUUAGCCACUGUGGAUGUGAAUUUUUUUUUCAAUGUGUAUUUGAAAAAAAAAAUUCUCAAAUGUGAGAAUAACCACCUUCAUAUUUAGGUAAAUCACACAGUAAAUCACAUGCUUUGUUCUCAAAUUUUGUGUAUGAAUUGGAGUGUUUUACCUGGGUCUGGUUCUGUCUCCAGCUUUAUGGAUCAGUCUCUAAUGGUGGUAUCUGGGAUAUGACAAAAAUAUUUUUUUUUUCCCUGUACCUAAAUGACCAGUAAUAAUAAAGAUUACUUAGAAUCUGC